GACUGCAGAAGGCUAUAGGCAGGCAGCCGGGGUUUCAAAGCAGAAAAUCAUGUACUGAUGGUGGUGCCUGAUUGUGUGUAAGAAACGAAACCAUCCUUUACUGCUGUUUAAAUUGUGGAUAACGCGAGACAGUAAUUGGUAUGGAGAGAACCGAAACAGAAUUUCAUGAAAAAGAAGCUACUGGUAUGAACGAAAAUGGCAUUCAAAUUAAAAAGGAAGAAGAAUAUUCGGAGUUCCUGGCACUUUUCAGUAGUAGCUGUGAGCAGGAGUAUGUUCCUCCAAAUUGUAUCUACAUCAAAGAAGAAGAUUUGGUUACUGAGGAACUGGUAGUGAAGGAUCCUGAGGAUGAAGAAGUUGAUGUUGAAAACAUUGAUGAUCACCUACAGGACGGUGGCAUGAAAGAUGAUCAAGAGUUCCCUCACAAUGUGAUGGAACCCCUAGUGCAAGUAGAAACCCAAGAGUGCAAGCAGGAAUGGGAUGCAGAGGAAGUUGUGGAAAGCUGUGAUACAGCAGUCGGGGUGGCGUCGUGCCCAGAGUGCAGCCUGCAGCUGCCGGACGGUGCGUCGCUUUCACGCCACGUGCUGUCUCACCAGCUGCAGCGCCGCCUCACCUGCGCGCUCUGCGGCCAGCUGUGCUCGAGCUCCGUAAUGCUCAUGCGCCACCUCCACUCUGCACACGCCGUCGACAUGCCGGCUGCCGGGGUGCCGUCCUCUUCCGCCUCACCCGAGGAUACAAUGGCUCCAGUGAGGAGGACAAAACGCCCGUACGUCCGCAGGGCCGUGCCUGCCGUCACAGCGAGGGUGCGGAGCCCCGGUGAGAAGCAGGAGUACCAGUGCUCGCAGUGCAACAAGAUGUUCCACAGCCGCUACCGCCUGGAGACCCAUGAAAGGAUGCACAAGGAGGGGGGACUCUUCCCUUGCAUGUACUGUCCCAAGUGCUUCACACGUGAGAACGCACUCAAGACUCACCUUCUCAAGCAUAAUGGUGAAAAGCCAUUUGUGUGCACACAGUGUGGGAAUCGGUUCCGCAACAAGCACAAUCUGACAGUGCAUAUUCGGCUGCACACUGGAGAACUACCGCACGAAUGCAAAAUAUGUGGCAAGCGUUUCCGUAUCAAGUGCUCGCUUACUGUUCAUAUGCUGGAACAUGCUGGUGAAACGCCCUACAAGUGUGCCGUUUGCAACAAAGGGUUCAAAACAAAAAGGUGUGCAAAAGUGCACAUGCGCAGCACUCACACGGGAGAACGGCCCUUUGUGUGCCACCUUUGUGGGAAGCGCUUUGCGUGGUGUGGUGAGCUUAACAAGCACAUAAAGAUACAACACACAGGUGUCAUUCCGCCCAGGCCAUACAGGUGCAGGAAGUGUUUCACCAAGUUCAGGUUUAAGCCAGACUAUGACAAGCACGUUGCCAGCUGUACCGAGCUAGCUGUUCCCCAAGGAGCACUGCGUUACGAAUGUCACGAAUGCGGAGAAAAGUUCCAUCGUAGGAUUGCACUCAGAUAUCAUUUGGAAGAUGCACAUGGGGCAACCUCAAAAGCUAUUGGACGAUUUGAGUGCGAGCCAUGUGGGCGCAGGUUUUUGAGGAAGACAACGCUUCGGAUUCAUAUUCGAAGGCAUCUCGAACCCAAUGCUGAGGCAGAAAAUGAAUGCCCCUAUUGUAAACUGCAGUUGCAUUCAAGGGGUUCACUUGAGCGACAUGUGAGAACCCAUACAGGUGAAAGACCAUUUGCCUGUCCUCAGUGUAAUAAAAAGUUUGGGCGCAAUGGCGACCUCGCGAAGCACCUGCGUACACACGUCGAUGUACCGACUGAGACGUGCGACCAGUGCGGUAAAACGUUCCGCUGGAGGAGUGCCCUGUACAGGCACAUACGAGGCAUGCACACAGUUGAGCGCCCCCACGAGUGCUCCCUGUGUGGCAGCUGUUUUGCUUGGGGCAACGAACUUAGAAAGCACAUGCGCCUACACACAGGAGGGAAUCCGUACCCCUGCCACCUUUGCCCGCGACAGUUCCCCACCAAACGAAUUUUGACGAAUCACCUCCUGGAACACACAGGAGAAGUGCCAGAUGAUUAGGCAGGGUACGGCACAUUCCAAUCUGAUAAAUCUGGUAACAGUUUUACUGGUACCAGUUUUGCAGGGUUUUGUACAAGCAACUUGUGAAGUACCUGAUUAGAGUAUAAAUUCCCUUGUUGUAACUCAUGCUAGAAACUUGCACAGCAUCUACUGAUAAGCACAUCCAUUUAAUAUUUCUUUUCUUGAAUACAGUAAUCUUUAAAGAGUCAUUUCCUUUUAAUGCAUAUUGAAGUCCUGGGUGACAUAGUAGUUAAAUCACCUUUCUAGAUACAUUACAUUAAAUAAGAUACUGUAUGUGUCUAAGGAGAAGGGCAUUUAGCCCUUAUUUUUCAGAUUUUUUUUCUUCCUUUACAUAUAUGUAUACAUCAUUGCCCACUGAACUGCUAGAUAACAUGAAGUGUGUCUUCGGAAAUACCAACAACAAAAAGUAUACAUAUUGCCAUUUAAAAAGCAGUGUAGAUC
Messenger RNA from Schistocerca cancellata (South American locust), 2534 nucleotides. Its product is annotated as gastrula zinc finger protein XlCGF57.1-like. NCBI's taxonomy places the organism in Eukaryota, Metazoa, Arthropoda, Insecta, Orthoptera, Acrididae. The transcript has 12 exons. Gene Ontology annotation, biological process: regulation of transcription by RNA polymerase II. Gene Ontology annotation, molecular function: RNA polymerase II transcription regulatory region sequence-specific DNA binding; DNA-binding transcription factor activity, RNA polymerase II-specific. The coding region runs from base 141 to 2072 and encodes 643 amino acids. Gene Ontology annotation, cellular component: nucleus. The record is from RefSeq and is a predicted model, not a curated record.